Molecule: messenger RNA, 1200 nt
Organism: Spodoptera exigua (beet armyworm)
Lineage: Eukaryota; Metazoa; Arthropoda; Insecta; Lepidoptera; Noctuidae
Source: the annotation of a GenBank genome assembly
AUGGGCGGCGCCGAUUGCUUACCAUCAGAAUACGCUUUAUUCCUCCGCUCUGCUGAUAACGAUCUGGCGGGCGUAUGGCUGGAGGACAACAGGACGCUCGACUACUACAUGCUGAGGGAUGGAGAUGCCCUCGACUAUAUCUGCAAGAUCAGGACGCUGAGGGUCAAACUCCUGGAUGACACGGUGAAAACACUCCAAGUGGACGAGGCGAAGACGGUGGGCGAGCUGAUGAUGGGCAUUUGUGCCCGCAUCGGCAUCACAAACUAUGAUGAGUAUGGAUUGUGCCAUGAUGAGGAAGAAGAGACAGAAGAAGCUAAAGAAGUGAAGGAAGGUACGGGCACCCUGACGCUUAAAAAGAAGCAGGCCAAGCAGGAGCGUGACGCUGCACUGGAACAGCUUAGCAAGAAGCUAAAAACUGACGAUAAUGUCCAAUGGCUGGACCUGCACCGGUCUCUUCGGGAACAGGGUAUCGACCCCAAGGAGACCCUGCUGCUGAAGAGGAGGCUCUACUACUCCGACCGUAAUGUAGACUCCAGGGAUCCAGUACAGCUUCAUCUCCUGUACGUCCAAACCAGAGACACCAUCCUCAAAGGCACACAUCCAGUUACUGAACAGGAAGCUGCCGACUGCAAAUUAAGAUGGGUAAACAUAAGAGAUGUACACAGACGGAUACUGAGGAAAAAUUUAAUGGACCCAGCGAACCCGUCGAAGUCAUACAAAUAUGAAAACGAACUAACUUUCAUGAAGGCUUUCUACAAAGAUAUUAAUAUAACCCAAACGGGACAGGAUGAUGAAAAGGAAGAAGAAGACAGAGUUUCUAACUCCUGGGUGGACCCACCUGAAGAAGAACGUCAGUGUAGCGACGAAGAUUUAGAAGUACCGAAGAAAAAAGUGAAAACUAGAAGGAAAAGGUCUAUAAAGAGACAGGAGCCGCAUUUUGAAGAGGUUAAUCACACAAUUCCGGUGUUCAACGAAAGUAUGACUACAGAGUUGGAUGCUACAGACUCUGUGGAUGCGUUUUUACUAAGCAUAGGAGCUACAUUGAAGACAUUUUCCCCAUAUCACUUGAAUUUAGCAAAAAGUAAAAUUUUCGCGGUCGUUCAAGAUCACGACUUGCAGCAGAUUGUAGAACGACAAAGACCACCUGCAGAAGGGUCUGAAAUUAAAAUAGCAAGUUCACAAAGUUUUUACUCAGGAUAA